AUGGGCUGCUGCUUCUCCAGCCAGGCAUCAAAUGCCAGUUCCCAUCACGAGCAGGGGCAGGAUACAGCUCCGCCACAACAGAACCCACACGCCCAGACCAACGCCAACGCCAUCCCUGAAGGCCUCUUUGCGGCCCCUGUGAGAGCGCCAUUCGCCGAGCCAGCUGUGAUACCUGGAAACGAUGUCGCCACCAGCAACGAGGCCAUAACCCCCAACGAGGCGGUUGAACAAAGAUCACCUGAGUUUCCCGCUGUGGAGUCGUCUUCGUCGGCGACGUCUGACCAGCAUGUGAUCCUGGAGCCAACUGUCUAUGUGCCUCCCCCUCGACCAAGUGUCGCUACAGAGCUGGAGGAGGCCAUUGUCGAACCGCUAUCCGAACCUGCUGAAGCUCGAUCCAGGUCUUCAUCUUCGUCAAGCUCGAGCUCGAGCUCAAGCUGA
Trichoderma asperellum CBS 433.97 is the source of this 438-nucleotide messenger RNA. RefSeq lists its product as uncharacterized. The record is from RefSeq and is a predicted model, not a curated record. NCBI's taxonomy places the organism in Eukaryota, Fungi, Ascomycota, Sordariomycetes, Hypocreales, Hypocreaceae.